Colletotrichum godetiae is the source of this 189-nucleotide messenger RNA. RefSeq lists its product as uncharacterized. The transcript is spliced from 2 exons. The annotation marks the transcript as partial. The record is from RefSeq and is a predicted model, not a curated record. Lineage: Eukaryota; Fungi; Ascomycota; Sordariomycetes; Glomerellales; Glomerellaceae.
GAACAGCGAACAGAUGCCUGCCGGGAGGCCAACAUUAUGCCACCUGUGUUCCAAAUUGUCUCUGAUCGGCGAGGGGGACGCACGGCUUGGUCCAGCCGGGUGGCCGUCCACGGGCGCACGCUCUCGGCUCGGUUCUGGUACGACGGGAAGAACCUAAACAACGCAAAGGAGGACGCCGCCGAAAUAGCG